This is a messenger RNA of Hydatigera taeniaeformis, 219 nucleotides long. The record is from the annotation of a GenBank genome assembly. Lineage: Eukaryota; Metazoa; Platyhelminthes; Cestoda; Cyclophyllidea; Taeniidae.
AUGGUAAUGUCUCGCCACUUUUUUCACAUCAAAUUAUAUCUACAAUCAAGAAUUUUCAGUAACCAAACUCGUUUAAUAAUUGAUGGAUCUCAACUACUCAUGCGCAUAAACCCAUUUUUAAAAUCUCAUUUCUGUUACUAUAUGGAGUUAUACUUAAAUACUAAAACGCAUCUUGUUUUCUUUAAAAUCAAAACAACUACAAAUUCGGCAAUAUUAUAA